UCACCAGGUCCUGGCCAGAGAUUCCCCGCCAGCAUUCGGCGAUCGCAGAGGAAGAGAGACAGGGGAGAGACUUUAACAUGCUGCUAUGUAUUUCUCUGCACAGGAGAGAAUUACACAGCAGCAUGUUUUCUAAGUAAAACACACACAGCACAUUAUGUUAAACAGCACACAGUUAACCAUUUGAAUGCCCCAGAUUUCCCAGUGUCAUAAAUACAGUGUCAGUGCUUUUUAUUAGCACUGAUCACUGAAUUAGUGUCAUUGGGAUGUCAGUGGCAGUUACUCAGUUUCCCCCAGUGUCAGAAUGCCUGCCGCAGUCACCUAUAA
Messenger RNA from Staurois parvus, 324 nucleotides. Lineage: Eukaryota; Metazoa; Chordata; Amphibia; Anura; Ranidae. The record is from the annotation of a GenBank genome assembly.